Messenger RNA from Micromonas pusilla CCMP1545, 732 nucleotides. RefSeq lists its product as uncharacterized. Bases 1 to 732 code for a protein of 243 amino acids. The record is from RefSeq and is a predicted model, not a curated record. Lineage: Eukaryota; Viridiplantae; Chlorophyta; Mamiellophyceae; Mamiellales; Mamiellaceae. The transcript has a single exon.
AUGGCGGUUCUGAACGACGACGACUACCUGGACGUGGAGACCAUCAUCGCGGGGCGGGAUAAGGCGACGGAGAGCGCGGCGAAGAAGUACCGGGAGAGAGCCGCCGCCGCCGCCGCCGCCGCCGCAAACGCCGCGGAGCGCGCGUACAAAGACGCGACGCGCGCCGAGAAAGAGAGAGAGCCUCUGGUCAGGGUCGUCCCGGGACCGCCGAUCGGGGACCUCGCCGGGGACGGUCCCGCGGCGAUGGCGGGGAUGGCGCGAUCGUCGUCGUCGGCGACGGCGACGGCGAAUGCGACGACGGCGGAACGCAUCGAGACUCCUCCGGGGAGGUUCCCUCCCACGUUUUUGAUCGCGGGCUGCGCGGACGUCACCGUGCCGUGGUUCGAGUCCGCGGAGUUCCACUGGGCGUUGCACGACGCGGACGUCCCGUCCAGAGUGCUGCUGUAUUUAAAGGAGAAUCACGUAGGGUUCGUUCUGGACUGGCGCCCCAAGCCGGGAGCGUCGAUCCGGGAUGAAAAAGCCGACCGCGACGGCGACGCCGCUGCCGCGGGCGCCUCCGCGUCCGCGUCCGCGCCGGCCGCGGGCGAGACCGCCCCGGUCGCGCUGUCCGCGGUGGGGAUGGGCGAACGCGCGAGCGGCGGCGCGAGCGGCGGCGGGAACGGCGUCGCGGGCGGGGGGAUUGACGAUUUGGGCGACCACCACAGAGACAUCCUGCGCCUCGUGAAAGGGUGA